Trachymyrmex cornetzi is the source of this 2341-nucleotide messenger RNA. RefSeq names its product THAP domain-containing protein 1. The record is from RefSeq and is a predicted model, not a curated record. Gene Ontology annotation, molecular function: sequence-specific DNA binding. NCBI's taxonomy places the organism in Eukaryota, Metazoa, Arthropoda, Insecta, Hymenoptera, Formicidae. The transcript has 4 exons. Bases 163 to 1020 code for a protein of 285 amino acids.
CUCGUUUCGUGUCAGACCACUGCGCAUUCCCACCACUUCGCCGUAUUUUGUCCAAGCUUACGUCAUACUCGUGUAGAGUCUGGAUGAAUCGGAUAUGAUCGGUAGCGUAUUCGGCUGCGAUUAUAGCUAAAAUGACAGAGUACGCAGUUGUUUUUCGGUCAUAUGAGAAAAUAUAGUCACUUGUUUCAUUUUCGAAUUUUUUUUACAAUGACGUGUAACGUGAACGGAUGUGGAAAUUAUUUGGCAAAAACCAAAAAGAUUGGAGGAAAGAUAAAAUAUUUUUCCUUCCCAAAAGAUCCAGUACUUUCCAAUAAGUGGCAUCAAGCAUGUGGAAAAAAAAAUAUUUCAAAAUAUUCUAGGAUAUGUUCAAAGCAUUUUUCUGAUGCAUGUUUUACAAAGAACUUACAACAACAAUUGCUGGGCUAUUCUCCUUCAAAAACUAGAAAGUUACGUCCUGAUGCUAUCCCAACAUUACAUCUUCGUACAGUAUCGAACGAAGGUUCCUCAACUGCGGUGGUAUUAGACGAAAUAAUGACUCCGUCAGCAUCGAACGAAGGUUCCUCAACUGCGGUGGAAUUUGACGAAAUAAUGACUCCGUCAGCAUCGAACGAAGGUUCCUCAACUGCGGUGGUAUUAGACGAAAUAAUGACUCCACACGAUCUGGAACUCCAGGUGACUGCACUGAAAAAGACGAUAAAGAAGUACGAGAAAGCGAGACCGAAAGAAGACAAAGAACUCGUGGAAAGAAAAAUGUACGAGUUACUGGGAAAAAUAUUCAGUCAAGGACAAAUACGGAUGAUAUUGAAUCCCUCACUAUGUAAGAUGAAAUGGUCUUCCGAAGAUAUCACACACGCGAUAUCCUUGCGAUGUGUCAGCCCAAAGGCAUAUCGUUAUAUGAAGCAUGUUCUGCAAAUACCACUUCCAGGCCUUUCAACAUUAAGAAGAUGCUCCGCAUCUUCUCAAGUUGUUGAGGAAUCAUUUUCUGGACAAAGGGUUUAUCUGGAAGGGGAAAAUAGUUGAUAAGGAAAUAUUGUUUAAGUUGCUUUCCAUUAAUGCAGGAGAUUUAAAAAUUAGCCAUAAAAUCACUACGUAUCACUUAAAUGUACAAGGUUCCGAAAGACAGAAGGUUCUUCCUGCUGCGCAAGUCUUAUCCAACACGAUAGCUUCUGCGAUAGAAUGGUGCGGCCGUAAAAGUUACCUUUUGGAUUUACCAUAUCAGGAAGCAGCGUAUGUUAUCAGAUUGUGUAAUGACUGGUUCGAUGUUUUUAAUGCAAAAUGUAAGUACGGUAAACAUACAGGAAAAAAUGCGUACGGUAUAAAUAUUGAAGAACAGAAUGUGAUUUUAAACAACAUGAUGUCUUUCAUUAACGAAACUCGGAUAGGAAAGCAUAAAACUUUAUUACCUUUUCAAAAAGGCAUCUUAGUCAGUAUCGCUUCUUUACAACAACUAUUAUUAUACUUACAAGAACAAUACAGUACAUCCGAUUUUCCCAUCACUUAUUUAAUAACUUACCGUCUUAAUCAAGAUUUGUUAGAAAAUUUGUUCUCAUUCUUACGUUCAAUAGGGUGUGCGAACGAUCACCCAACACCCUUAGAUUUUAAAUACCGAUUAAAACGAUAUAUAUUGGGCAAACAUUCUAGAUAUGCACUGUCAAAUGAAUGUAAUGUUCAAGAAAACAAAUCGAAUGAACCUAUUUUUGUAUCUCCUCUUAACUGCGAUAUCGAUGAUUCUAUGUUAACGGAUAUACUUUCAUCCUAUGUUGAAGAAGAAAACACUACUGUAACUUACAGUUAUGAAGAAGAAGAAUUGUGUAUUGGCGAAGCUUCAUAUGAAAAUUGUAUAACAUUAGAUCCGUGCGCGAUUAUUUCAAGUGACGAAGAACAGUUGUUACAAGCAUUAGAGGAUUUCAACGUUCAUGAAAUUAUCAAUGAAGAGGGUUUAAAAUAUAUAGCCGGAUACGUAGCGUUCAGAUUUAAAAGUAAAGACAAGACAUUGGGUAUUGAAACGCGCCAACUAGAAACAACGUAUGAUUCAGAUUGGUUGCAAUUUAUUUCGCGAGGGAAAUGUAUGUAUCCGAGUGACAAAUUAUUACAAUGUGCGCAUAUAAUGAAUAUUGAAUUUGAUAAGUAUCACGGAUCUAGUUUGAACAAAGAAAAUUUUAUAUUUCAAACAUUAGCAAAAAUAAUACAACCAAAAUUGAAAAUUAAAAUAUCGGAAGAGGUUUUACUAUGCCUUAUUAGAACCAGAACGUACAUUAGGGUGCGCGAAAUAAACCGAACGAUCGCAUCUAAAAAUCAUAGGCGAAAACAAAAAAAGAUAUCAAAAUAUACCAAUACAAAG